AUGAAGAAACCCCUUCAAGAAGUCGGACCCGGUUUUGGGACUCUUCGCGCAGCAUGCGAUUAUUUUCAGAUUCAUUAUUUUUCUUCUUCUCCUUGGAUCAUUCUAAACUCUUCAGCAUCGUCAUCUUCUUCUGGCUCUGGCUCUGGCUCUGGCUCUGCGAGUGAAAGUAAGGAGAACUACUCCUCCUCGCAGGUGGAAUUGUCUCCGCAUGUUGUGUAUAUACUGACGACAAGUGAUAUACAACCAGAAACGAACCUAACCACCCUCCCCCAUCAUUCCUCAGACUUUACACAUCCAGCGGUCGAGCUCAUUUUAGGAUAUCGACUGAGUCGGUUCAAUACCGUUAUGCUUGCGGGUAGGGACAGGGUCAAGGACAGGGUCAUCCCUGACCUCCACUGCGUUGAAGAGCUUGCAUUGGUAGAAUCGUUGCCAAACAACAAUACCAGCAGCAAGAAUUGUUCCUACGACGUACCAAGAAUCACGCGCCUCAAGCACGCAGAAAUCAAGUCCCAAAGCAGGACAUAUCUAACCAUCGUGGAAACGAGCAGUUAUGGCGAUAACGAUAUGUCUCCUAUGGAAGCAGCCAUGGCCCAAAUCCCUAUUUACCUCCGCGCGAGACUGGAAAAACAUGACCUGGAGAAACCCACCACCACGAGCACGACGGCUUCUUCUAGCAGUUUUUUCUACGGCAUCGCAACAGACAGCCUCCACUGGUGUUUUUUCUGCCUGGUCCGGAUACAGACAGGCAGCUACAGGAGACAACGGCUUAUUCGAUCGCCCAUCUUGAAGUGGUGCGCAGCGCAGAAGAGGGAGGUUUUGAGAUGGAUUGAUUUUGUGCUUGAGAGGGGUGCGCUGGGCUUGGUUGAUGAUGCUAGCAAUGCUGGCGAUUCUGGCGAUAUUUCAGGCAAUUCUGGCGAGAAUACAGGCGAGAUGAUAUCUUCAUCUUCUAGCUCUGGAGGAAGAAGAUGGAAAGAAGAAGCUGAUGAAGAAGAGGAAGAGGAAGAAGAACAAGAACAAGAGGAUGACUACGAACCCAACGACGACAAAGAAGAAAGAACUACUAUCACCAGCCCACCCAGCAUCGGCUGCAAAACAGGUAUUCUUAUCGAUGUCGACGACGAUGUCGACGAUCGUGUUUGUGACAUUGCUGCUGCUUAUGCAGACUGGUACAUGCACAUGUAUCACAUGUAUACAGCAGCAGGAGCAGGAAGAGCAGGAGGAUACAAGUACAGUACAUGA
Rasamsonia emersonii CBS 393.64 is the source of this 1239-nucleotide messenger RNA. RefSeq lists its product as uncharacterized. The transcript is spliced from 2 exons. The record is from RefSeq and is a predicted model, not a curated record. The coding region runs from base 1 to 1239 and encodes 412 amino acids. Lineage: Eukaryota; Fungi; Ascomycota; Eurotiomycetes; Eurotiales; Trichocomaceae.